This is a messenger RNA of Gavia stellata (red-throated loon), 4416 nucleotides long. It is a transcript of the gene IL17RE, whose product is annotated as interleukin 17 receptor E. NCBI's taxonomy places the organism in Eukaryota, Metazoa, Chordata, Aves, Gaviiformes, Gaviidae. The record is from RefSeq and is a predicted model, not a curated record. Gene Ontology annotation, molecular function: interleukin-17 receptor activity.
AUGGGGCGCCCGGUGCUGCUCGCCGCUGCCGCCGUGCUGCUGCUGCUGUUGGCCGGGGCCGGGGCCGCCGUCACCCGCCUCCGGGUCUCCGCCAACUUCGAGUGCCGGGCCACCGCCGACAGCACGCUGAGCCGUCCCCGCUGCCGCCGCCCGGCCCGGCCCGGUCCCCCGCUGAAGCCGCCUGCCCUGGUGCUGAGCAGGGCCCGCCUGUGCCUGCCCUCGCAGCCCUGCCAGCCCUGCCUGCGGGUGCGCCUGGCCCUCCCCGCCGCAGGGCUCGGCAGCGUCCGUGGGCUGCAGCUCAACUUCCUGGAGCUGGGCUCCAACCGGGCCGGCUGGCUGCAGGUGUGGCGGCAGCACCGGGCACCAGCCAGCUCGCCGUGGCAGGUGCAGUUCGACUGCUUCCCGGCGGAGAGCGGGCGGCAGGUCCUCGUCUCCCUCCGCACCAUCCCUGACCGAGGCUUGGCCCUCAGCCGCAGCCACCUGAUUGCUGCCGAGCCGCCCGGGCCCGUCUUCACCCAUGCCUGGGUCCCCGAGGCGCGGGCCAUCGAGGUGUGGGUACCCGAGGGCCCCGCCCUGAUGGUGCGGCUGUGCUACCAGCUGGCUCUGGAGUGUGAGGAGCUGCCCCGGCCCUUCCACCAGCAGGUGCUGGUGCCAGGGGGCCGCCGUGUCUCGCUGCCGUAUGAGUUCCUGGUGCCCUGCCUGUGCAUCGAGGCCUCCUACCCCCACCACGACAGCCCGCGCAGCAAGCGCUGCCCCUUCCGCAACCAGCCAGCUGCCUACGGCCCCGAGCUGUGGUCCUCGGUGCGCUUCCACGACUACAGCUCCAGCAGCAAGGACCAGAUGGCGAUGGUGCUGAGUGCCAGCUGCCCCCUGCGCCCCCGGGCCACCCUGUGCUGGAGGGAGGUGGCGGCUGAGACUGCGCCCUGCCAUGAUGUCCCCAACUCCACUGCCAGCGAGGAGGAGCAGGCAUACACGCUGGACAAGGUGGACGUGCACCCCCAGCUCUGCUUCCAGUUCUCCUACGGGAACAGCAGCCACGUGGAGUGUCCCCACCGGCCAGAGACUGCCUGGAAUGUCUCCGUGAGCGUCCGGGGGCUGCAGCUGCAGCUGCACCUCAUCUCCAGCAUCCCUGCGGCCUUCAGCGCAGCCCUCUGCCAGCGCCAGGGUGGGCAGUGCGAGCCCGAGGCCCCGCUCUACACUGUCACGCAGCCCGAAGGCUCUGCCCCGGGGGAGCUGGCGCUGCUGCUGCCGAUGCAGGUCCUGGGCAGCUGCGUGCUGGUGUGGCGCUCGGAUGUGCGCUUUGCUCGGAAGCAGCUGCUCUGUCCUGAUGUCUCCCGCAGGCACUUUGGGCUGUUGGGGCUGGCGCUGGCGCUGGCACUGGGGCUGGUGGUGACCAUGCUGCUCCUCAACUGCCGUGGUGCCUGGAGGCCAGCCACCGGUGCCUCAGGCGGGCGCCCAGUGCUGCUGCUGUACUCGCCGGACUCAGAGGAGCACCUGGGGCUCGUGUGCGCCCUGGCUGAGCGGCUGCGUGCGGGGCUGGGCUGUGACGUGCGCCUGGACCUGUGGGAAGCAGGUGGUGUGGGGCGGGCAGGUGCCCUGCCCUGGCUCUACGCCCAGCGGGGCCGUGUGGGCCGCCAGCGCGGCACUGUCCUCCUCCUCUGGAGCCGGGGCAGCGCCCGGCUUUUCCGCCGGUGGCGGGUCGGGGUGGCUGACGGGGUCCCUGGGGACGCCCACGACAUCUUUGGGGCAGCGAUGGCCUGCCUGCAUGGGGAGCUGAGGGCGGCGGGCCGUGGCGGUGGCUGGGUGCUGGCCUACUUCAGCCGGCUUUGCAGCUCCCGCGAUGUCCCCCGGCCCCUCCGGCCCCUGCCCACUUACCGCCUGCCCCGGCAGCUGCCCGGGCUGCUGGGUGCCCUGCGGGGCAGCCCCCCGGCCCCCCGCCGCUGCUGGGGCAGGGCAGAGAGACUCCUGCACCGGCUGCUGGAGCCCUCCCGGCGGCAGCGGGGCGCGGAGCCUGUCCGUGGGUCGGUGCGGGAGCGGGGAGGCCCCACCCCGGGGCGGUCGCCGGCGCCGCACUAGGACCCGGGUGUCCGGGAUCGGAGCAGGAAGCGGGAGCCGGCGGCGGCGGUGGGGCCCGUGGAGCCGGGCGGGGCCGUCGGGAGUGGACGGUGUGGGGCCGGGGCGCCCCACGGCCCCGGCCCCGCCAUGCGUGUGCUGGGGUGGCGGCGGCGGCUGCUGCUGCUGCUGGUGCUGCUGGUGGCAGGGGCGGCGGGCGGGCGCGGGGCCCCGCGGGACACCCUGGCCUGCUCCCAGGGCCUCGCCUGCCGCCUCCUGGACACCGAUAUGCUGUGUGGGACGGAGCUGCCGGGGCCCGGCCGCGGGCUGGCCCUGGCUCGGCUGCAGCUGAAGCCGGCUCUGCGCUGUGCCGGGCCUGCGGCCUGCUCGCCCUGCCUAGAGGCGCGCCUACGCUUGGCCCUGCCAGCCGGCACCGGCGAGCCCGGCCACCCUGCGCCGUCGGGCGUCCCCGGGGAAGAAGACGGCGGUGAGGGGGGACGGUGGUCACUGAUGGAUGGGGCUUCCUCGUCCCAGCCCAACGUCACCGGGCUGCUGCUGCUCUCUGGGCACACGUACACCUCCUCCCGCUGCGUGGCUGUGGAGGUCCGGGUGACCCUGGCCCCCGCGCUGCCUGGCCGACCCCUGGGCUGGGUGACCUUCCGGUGCUUCGAGGCGCCGCUGGGCUCCGAGCUCCACGUCACAGCGUACAUCAACUCACGCGGCCGCCGGAGGCUGAGCCAGUGGCAGCGGGUGCCAGACUGCUCAUGGCCCGCGGCACAGGCUGCCAUCCCCCAGUGCCAAGUGCCCAGGUUGCAGGUCUCCCCGCGUCUGAAGGAGGUGGUUGUGGAGGUGCAGGGGGCUGCGGCGGGGCACAGCUACACCCUCAGGCUCUACCACAACCAGAGCCACGGUGCUGGUGGGUCGGGGCGUGCGGUGACUGCAAGCGGCCCCAUGAACUACAGCCUGCCCGCCGACGAGGUCCUGCCCUGCCUCUGCCUGCAGGUCUGGCCAGAGACGCAGGACUCGUCACGGGCCACCCUGUGCCCCUUCUCCCAUGAUGCCGAGGCCUGGAAGCGGCUGUGGGCACGCAGCCGCUUGGUCCUGCACGCCGGGGGACAGGCGCUGAGCUGCUCCCUCUUGGCCCCCUGCGACCUCCCGGCAGAGCUGGUGCCCUGCUGGCAGCCGGCACCCGCUGCACCCUGCCAAGCCCUGCCUGGCCUGCAGCAGCCCGCCGUGGGGCAGGGACCCCAGGAGUUUGGGGGACUGCGUCCACAUCCCAAUCUCUGCGUGCAGGUGCGGAGCAGCGGGCAGGUCUGGCUCACCCAGUGCCUGCGGGACAGAGCGCUGCCUGGCCGUGCUGACGACCUCCUGCUGCUGGAGUCUGGGGAGCGUGGGGAGAACGCCUCGCUGUGCGCCCUGGAGCGGGGUGCCUGCAGGCCCCUAGCCAGCUUCGCCAGCACGGCGGCCGGGCACCCCGGGCUGCUGGAGUGGGAGCUGCGGCGGGACGUGGCAGCAGGGCAGUGCAGGCAGAUCUGGCACCCUGAGAACGGCACUGGGGUCGCACUCUGGGCCUGUCCUCUGCACAAGUGGACCCUCUGCAAGCGGUGAUCCUUGCCUGCAGACCUGCGUGCCCGCUGGGCACUGGCGUGGAUGGGGGUGCUGCUGGGCGUUGCCUGCCUCCUGCUCCUGCUCCUGCUGAAGAAGGAGGAUGUGAAAGGCUGGCUGAAGUCCCUGAGGGCUGGCUACGGCUCCAAGGGCCCGCUGCGAGGCCGGCGGGCACUGCUGGUGCAUGCGGCGGAGCCGGCGGCAGAGAGGGCAGCGUGCGCCUUGACGGCGGCCCUGCACCCACUGGGGCUGACGGUGGCGGUGGCACCGGGAGGUGGCAGUGGGGUUGCGGCGUGGGGGCCACUGCCCUGGCUGCACGCCCAGCACCAGCGGGCACUGCGUGACGGUGACACCGUCGUCCUCCUCCUCUCCCCGGCAGCUGUGGCUGCCGCGCACCGGUGGGACACCAGGGCUGGAACCGUGCCGGGAGCCGGGGCAGCUUUCAGUGGCCCUGGCCCCCAGCACGGCCCCAGCCCCGAUGAUGUCCCCACUGUAGCACCCUGUGAGGCGUUCGCGGCAGCUCUGUCCUGCGCCAUGCCGGCGCUGGCAGCGGGCAAGGGCUGCUAUGUGGUGGCCCGGCUAGAGGCCUUGGUGCUGGCGGUGCCGCCGGUGCUGCAGGCAGCCCCUGCCUUCGCGCUGCCCAGCGAGAUGGGGGGAUUCCUGCGGGCGCUGGCAGGUCCGGGUCGGCGGAGGGGCCGGUGGCUGGAGCCGUACGUGGCGGCGGUGGCUGAGGGUCUGCGGCGGGCAGUGGGGGAAUAA